Strongylus vulgaris is the source of this 261-nucleotide messenger RNA. NCBI's taxonomy places the organism in Eukaryota, Metazoa, Nematoda, Chromadorea, Rhabditida, Strongylidae. The record is from the annotation of a GenBank genome assembly.
AUGGCUGAUGUAGGAAAGGCUCUUAAAGAUAAAGUGAAGGCUGAAUACGAAAAGGUGGCGCCCUCGGGACAAGGUAACAGGUUCAUGGAUGAAACUGGAUACGAAAAUGCAAAAGAGUCCGCUUCAAGCGCAAUGGAUGCUACGAAAUCGGGCAAAGGAACGUAUCCAACUAGCAAUUUAGGCCAGACGGAGGAAAAUAUCCGCGAAACAACGGAACGAAAGCUAGAUCAUUUGGAAAAGAUGGCAAAGAAAAAGGUAUAG